Messenger RNA from Pipistrellus kuhlii (Kuhl's pipistrelle), 1344 nucleotides. It is a transcript of the gene MPST, whose product is annotated as mercaptopyruvate sulfurtransferase. Lineage: Eukaryota; Metazoa; Chordata; Mammalia; Chiroptera; Vespertilionidae. The record is from RefSeq and is a predicted model, not a curated record. The transcript has 3 exons. Gene Ontology annotation, molecular function: thiosulfate-cyanide sulfurtransferase activity. Gene Ontology annotation, biological process: transsulfuration. Gene Ontology annotation, cellular component: mitochondrion. The coding region runs from base 96 to 1064 and encodes 322 amino acids.
UGUGCCCUAGUCUCCGCCUCCCUCCGGCCGCAGGUGGGUGUCGGGAGGAGGGGACAGCGGCGGGCGCGGGGAGGGGGCACCCCGCGGCGAGGGCUAUGGCCGAGCCGGGAGCCCAAGAGCCCGAACCCCGGGCCCGCAGUCCCAGUGUCUCGGCCGCCGCCGCCAUGGCCCGCCCGCAGCUCUUCCGCGCGCUGGUGUCGGCGCAGUGGGUGGCCGAGGCGCUGCGCUCCCCGCGCGCCGGGCAGGGGCCGCCGCUGCAGCUGCUGGACGCCUCCUGGUACCUGCCCAAGCUGGGCCGCGACGCGCGCCGCGAGUUCGAGGAGCGGCACAUCCCGGGGGCCGCCUUCUUCGACAUCGACCAGUGCAGCGACCAAACGUCGCCCUACGACCACAUGCUGCCCGGCGCCGCGCGCUUCGCCGAGUACGCGGGCCAGCUGGGCGUGGGCGCGGGCACCCACGUGGUGGUGUACGACGCCAGCGACCAGGGCCUGUACGCCGCGCCCCGCGUCUGGUGGAUGUUCCGCGCCUUCGGCCACGCCGCCGUGUCGCUGCUGGACGGCGGCCUCCGCAACUGGCUGCGCCAGGGCCUGCCGCUGAGCUCGGGCAAGAGCCGGCCCGCGCCCGCCGAGUUCCGCGCCACGCUGGACCCCGCCUUCGUCAAGACCUUCGAGGACAUCAAGGAGAACCUGGAGUCCCGGCGCUUCCAGGUGGUGGACGCCCGCGCCGCCGGCCGCUUCCAGGGCACCGAGCCUGAGCCCCGAGAUGGCAUCGAGCCUGGCCACAUCCCCGGCACCGUGAACAUCCCCUUCACGGACUUCAUGACCAAGGAGGGCCUGGAGAAGACGCCCGAGGAGAUCCGCCGCAUGUUCCAGGACAAGAAGGUGGACCUGUCCCGGCCGCUGGUGGCCACGUGCGGCUCCGGCGUCACGGCCUGCCACGUGGCGCUGGGGGCCUACCUCUGCGGCAAGCCGGACGUGGCCAUCUACGACGGCUCCUGGGUGGAGUGGUACAUGCGGGCCCAGCCCGAGGAGAUCAUCUCCGAGGGCCGGGGGAAGACCCGCUGAGGCGGGCGGACGGGACACAGGAAGCUCAGGGGGCGCCCGGCCACCGCGGGGCCAGCCUGGUCGUUCUCACGCUGUUCUCAGCAGAAGAGCGUUUCUUUCUCCAACUCCGGGGGCGCACGGGGUGCCACCCAGGAGGCCAGGACUUCCUCUGACUGUGGGCGGGUGGGAGGUGGUGGUGGACACAGGGCGAGGGGAGCCACCCACAUGCAGUGGAGUCGGGCCCCACCUCCCUUCUGGUUUACUUCUGAGGAAAUAAAAAAGCCAAGUGCUAAGUGCUUCU